Molecule: messenger RNA, 1649 nt
Organism: Carya illinoinensis
Lineage: Eukaryota; Viridiplantae; Streptophyta; Magnoliopsida; Fagales; Juglandaceae
Product: serine/threonine-protein kinase ZRK1-like
Exons: 1
Coding region: 183-1265 (360 amino acids)
Biological process (GO): protein phosphorylation; cell surface receptor signaling pathway
Cellular component (GO): plasma membrane
Molecular function (GO): ATP binding; protein serine/threonine kinase activity; protein tyrosine kinase activity
Source: RefSeq, a predicted model, not a curated record
AAAAAAAAGUCCAAUAAGUUCAACAAAACGCGUCUCUUUAAAUUUCCAUGUACUUUCGUAGAUGGUAGGCGUAAUUGGCCAAAUUCAACCCCUGCAGAGUGCAGAUCAGAGGGUAUAGAUAGAUCCAUCAUUUUUCAUGAAUAUGCAGGCCAAAAAGAAGAGUCGUUUAAAGAACGGAAACCAUGUUAUUAGAGAAGCUGGUAAUCUCUUGUACAGAUUAUUUGAAUUGGCGGAAAAAGGAGGAGAGUCGACAUGAGAGACAGGCAGAAAGGGAAAGAUUGUUUCUAGACAACGGAAGCAAGGUCUUGGAGGAGCUGGUUGCCUCUUGUAAUGGCAAGCCUACUCCAAUCCGUAGCUUCUCCCAUGAAGAGCUCAGGUUAGCAACCGGUAACUUUGACGGUCGUCGUGUUCUUAAUCAAAUCAAGAGUUAUAAAUGGUACAAGGGUUCUCUCGACGACCGAACAAUUUCCAUUAAGAAGUACGAAAAAGAUUCGAUCGAGCAAGAGUAUGUCGUCACCGAUAUCGCUAUUUCUGCAAAAGUAAGCGGUCACAAGAAUGUUUUAAAGCUAGUCGGGUGCUGUCUCGAGACUCAACUGCCCACUUUAGUAUAUGAAUCUGCCGAUGGGACCCUUGCCGAUCGUAUCUAUGUUAUCAAAGACGAUGGAACUCGGAACGAACAUCAGCCCAUGGCAUGGCAGAGCAGGUUGAAGAUUGCAAGGGAGAUUGCUCAUGCUGUUGCAUACCUCCACAAUGCCUUCUCCAGACCCAUCAUUCAUAGGGAUAUAAGAUUGGGAAAUAUCUGGUUAAACCAACACGAUGUUCCCAAACUGGCUGAAUUCUCGCUCUGCAUCUCAGUCCCCGAGGGUGAGACUUUUGUAGAAGACGAUGUGCAUGGGAGUAUCGGGUUUAUAUGCCCAAGCUAUGUUGCUACCGGCAAGGUAACAGAGAAAACAGAUGUCUAUAGUUUUGGAAUGAUGCUGUUGGUGAUUUUAACAGCGCAACGUCCUUAUAAUCGUAGAGUAACGUCUGCUGAUGAUGAAGGAGAUGCGAGCUUAGUAAAUUACGUAAGAAAUCAUGCAAUAAGUCAAAUUGUGGAUCCGGCAUUAAUGGUGGAUGGAUCACAAAGUGUACUAAUAGGUACGGAGCAACAAUUGCAAUCUGUACUGCAGCUUGCCCUCACAUGCGUUGAUGACGAUCCAGAGAUUAGGCCGACCAUGAUUGAUGUUACAGAAGAACUACGGCGGAUUGAGAGGUUCGUUUCAUAAUUAUCUUCGAUCUCACGUACGUGUCGUGUACUUCUACAUGAUUCAAAUUCUUUCAUGAACACCAAUUCGAUCUGUUCUGUACGAGGCAACCUGGUGCUGAUCUCUUUGCUCGCUUGCAAUGAAAAUGGUAGCUUUAAUUUGAACUCGAUAAAGAUGACAUUCAUUGGGAGUGUCGAGUUUCAAUAUGUUGUUAGCUAGCUAGAUACAAUAAGAUUUUUGUACGCUUGCUCAUGAUGAGUGGAUGUACUCAUCAAAUGCAUCAUUUGAUCUGUUGAUCAAUUCUUACUUUCAAUUUCAUGUCACAGCAAAUAAACCAAAAAGUGUUGUAUGUUGUAUGGAUGUGUUUUAAAACAAUAUCCCUAUCUAUUCUCGUGAUCAUAUACA